GUUAAAAAUAAAUAAGCUUGUAGAGCAGCGUGAACAAGGAGAAAUCAACAUGACAGAUGAAGAAAUUUAUGCAAAAGUUAAACCCAAAGGUAAAAAUGAUCGUGAUCGUGGAAAGGGAGUAAGUCCGUCCAUUACUUCCUUGUUUGGGUCGUUUAGUGAAGGAGAGAAAUUUCGCAAAGAGGCUGAAGAGGCAAAGAAGGAAGCUAAUGAGGCUAAAAAAGAAGCUCACGAAGCUAAGGCAAAAAAUAAAAUGCUCACUAAGGAGGUGAAAAUUUUCAAAAAAGAAGUAAGAAUUAUGAAGGGUGUUAUGGGGAAGUUUUUCAACCUUAUGGGAGGCGAUUUUUCAAAGUUAUUUUUGAAUGAGGUUGAAAAGGAGCAUAAAAAAGUCCAUGAUGAUGAUAGUAGUGAUGGUGAUGGUGAUGAUGAUGAUGAUGAUGAUGAUG
This is a messenger RNA of Cuscuta europaea, 443 nucleotides long. Lineage: Eukaryota; Viridiplantae; Streptophyta; Magnoliopsida; Solanales; Convolvulaceae. The record is from the annotation of a GenBank genome assembly.